GCAGUAUUCAACCAACUCAGUCAAAGGACCCUUCCACAGCUCUUGCACAGGGAUUGGAUGUCAUGACCAAGAUCCUGGAGAAGCAGCCACACUUGUUCAUUAGAAACAACAUCAAUCACAUAUCUCAGAUUCUUGAACCUUGUUUCAAGCAUAAAAUGUAAUUUGCUGGAAAGUCGUUGUAUGCCUUGUUGAAGAUGGUCUUUGUUGCUUUCCCUCCAGAUGCAGCAAGCACACCGACCGAUGUAAAGCUUUUGAAUCAGAAGGUCAACGAGCUAAUACAGAAGUAUAUAAAUAUGAUUACAGCUCCUCAGACAUUGGGAGAAGAUAACUCUGCUAAUUCAAUUAGCUUUGUUCUUCUUGUCAUCAAAACCUUGACAGAGGUGCAGAAGAACUUCCUUGACCCUUCACUCUUCGUUCGUAUCUUCCAACGUCUGGCACAAGAUAUAGGAUCUUCAGCAGGAUGUCAUUUGAAACAAGGUCAGCAAGCUGAUCCUUAUUCUGCUGUCUCUUCAUCAUGUCAAGUGGUUGAUGUUGAAGCAGUCAUCUCAAAUAUAAAAUCUGUCUUAAAGCUUAUAAGUGAGAGAGUCAUGCUUGUUCCAGAAUGCAAACAGACCGUGACUCAACUAUUGAAUGCCUUGCUCUCAGAGAAGGGUACUGAUCCUAGUGUGCUGCUUUGCAUACUUGAUGUGCUGAAAGGGUGGAUUGAAGAUGACUUAAGCAAACCAGGCACAUCUGGCUUAUCUAGUGCUUUCCUCACUCAUAAGGAAAUAUUGUCUUUUCUUCAGAAGCUUUCACAAGUUGAAAAUGAGAACUUUCUCCCUGAUGCUGUGGACGAGUGGAACAGGAAAUAUCUUCAACUGCUUUAUGAAAUUUGUGCUGAGUCAGAUAAAUAUCAUCUGGCUCUACGUCAAGAUGUGUUCCAGAAGGUUGAAAAACAAUACAUGCUUGGUUUAUGGGCAAAGGAUCCAGAAAUGAGGAUCAAAUUCUUCUCACUGUAUGAUGAAUCUCUUGGGAAGACCUUGUUCACAAGGCUUCAGUACAUUAUCCAAAUUCAGGACUGGGAGGCAUUGAGUGAUGUCUUCUGGCUUAAACAGGGACUUGAUCUUAUUCUAGCAAUCUUGGUUGAAAAUAAGCCUAUUACACUUGCUCCGAACUCUGCAAGGAUUUUUCCAUUUGUGGUUUCAGGUUCACUUUCUGAUAGUUCAGCAAUGCAGCACCAGAGUACAGAUGUUCCAGAGAGUCAUGAUGAUACUCCUCUAACAUUAGAUAACCUUCUUCUGAAGCACGCACAGUUUUUGAGUGAAAUGAGCAAACUUCAGGUGGUUGAUCUUAUUAUCCCAUUGAGAAAGCUGGCUCACACUGAUGCGAAUGUUGCAUACCAUCUGUGGGUGUUGGUAUUUCCCACUGGUUGGGUGACCUUACACAAAGAAGAGCAGGUCGCUCUAGCUAAACCAAUGAUUUCUCUUCUGUCAAAGGAUUAUCAUAAGAGGCAACAAGCGAGCAGACCAAAUGUUGUGCAAGCACUUCUGGAAGGACUUCAGUUGAGCCAUCCUCAACCUCGGAUGCCAAGUGAACUCAUUAAAUACAUAGGAAAAACUUAUAAUGUGUGGCACAUAGCAUUGGCUCUGCUUGAAAGUCAUGUAAUGUUGUUUAUGAAUGACACAAAAUGCUCUGAGUCUCUAGCAGAGCUGUAUCGUUUGCUCAAUGAAGAAGAUAUGAGGUGUGGGUUAUGGAAGAAAAGAUCAAUCACCGCAGAAACCAGGGCAGGUCUUUCACUUGUUCAGCAUGGUUACUGGCAGCUGGCUCAAAGUCUUUUUUACCAAGCAAUGGUUAAGGCUACUCAAGGAACAUAUAACAAUACAGUGCCAAAGGCUGAAAUGUGUCUUUGGGAAGAGCAAUGGCUUUACUGUGCUUGCCAACUUAGUCAGUGGGAUGCAUUGGUAGACUUUGGGAAGAGCAUUGAGAAUUAUGAAAUUCUACUUGAUAGCCUAUGGAAAUUGCCUGAUUGGGCACAUUUGAAGGAUCAUGUAAUCCCAAAGGCACAAGUAGAGGAAACUCCAAAACUUCGUUUGAUUCAAGCCUUCUUUGCCUUACAUGACAGAAAUAUAAAUGGUGUAGGGGAUGCUGAAAGCAUUGUUGGGAAAGGUGUUGAUCUUGCUUUAGAACAGUGGUGGCAGUUACCUGAAAUGUCAGUUCAUGCAAGGAUUCCUCUUUUGCAGCAAUUCCAGCAGCUGGUUGAGGUUCAAGAAUCUGCUAGAAUUCUCACAGAUAUUUCCAAUGGGAACAAGGUUUCUGGCAGUUCUGUUGUUGGGGUACAUGGAAAUCUUUAUGCUGAUCUCAAGGACAUCCUAGAGACUUGGAGGCUGAGAACUCCAAAUGAAUGGGAUAAUAUAUCUGUUUGGUAUGAUUUGCUUCACUGGAGGAAUGAAAUGUAUAAUUCUGUUAUAGAUGCAUUCAAGGAUUUUAGCAACUCAAAUCCACAGCUUCAUCAGCUUGGUUAUCGUGACAAAGCUUGGAAUGUGAAUAAGCUUGCUCGCAUUGCCCGUAAGCGAGGCCUUUAUGAUGUUUGUGUGAUGAUACUGGAAAAUAUGUAUGGUCAUACCACCAUGGAAGUACAGGAGGCCUUUGUUAAGAUAAGAGAACAGACGAAAGCUUACCUGGAGAUGAAGGGGGAGCUUAGCAGUGGGCUGAAUUUGAUCAACAGCAAUAAUUUGGAGUAUUUUCCUGUGAAACACAAAGCAGAAAUUUUCCGCCUCAAGGGGGAUUUCCUGUUAAAGCUAAAUGAUACUGAAGGAGCUAAUGUUGCAUAUUCCAGUACUAUCAGUCUUUUCAAAAAUUUGCCUAAGGGGUGGAUAAGCUGGGGAAACUAUUGUGACAUGGUGUAUAAAGAGGGCAAUGAUGAGGUUUGGUUAGAAUACGCCAUUAGCUGCUUUCUUCAAGGUAUUAAAUUUGGUGUUUCUAAUUCCAGCAGCCAUCUUGCUCGUGUUCUAUAUCUUCUAAGCUUUGAUACUCCCAAUGAGCCUGUGGGUAGGGCAUUUGAUAAGUACUUGGAACAAAUACCCCAUUGGGUCUGGCUUUCUUGGAUUCCACAGCUACUACUUUCACUGCAAAGAGCAGAAGCACCUCAUUGCAAACUGGUCCUACUAAAAAUUGCCUCAGUGUACCCACAGGCUCUGUAUUACUGGCUCCGCACAUAUUUGCUUGAACGUCGUGAUGUUGCAAAUAAAUCUGAACUAGGUAGAAUUGUAAUGGCACAGCAAAGAAUGCAGCAAAAUGCCUCUGCUUCCAGUGCUGGUUCUCUUGGAUUGGUUGAUGGAAAUGCAAGAGCCCAGUGUCAGGGUGGGGGGAUUUUACCUUCAGACAAACCAAUUAAUCAAGCCACUCAGUCUGGUGGGAUUGGAUCUAAUGAUAAUUGUAUCUCUCAUGGGCAAGAUCCUGAACGGCCGAUAACUGCAGAAAGUAGUGUGAACACAUCCAAUGAUCAACCUGUGCAACAAGGUUCUGCCACCAAUGAAGGUGGUCAAAAUGCAAUGAGGCGUAAUGGUGCUUUAGGUUUGGUAGCUUCUGCUGCCAGUGCUUUUGAUGCUGCAAAGGAUAUAAUGGAGACCCUCAGAAGCAAGCACACAAGCCUGUUUGAGUUUACUUACGGAAAUUGGUUCAAGAUUUGUUACUCUGCCAGAGGAGAGACUUCUGGCAGUUGUAAAUGCUCUACUGCAUCGUUGUUACAAGUAUCCUACAGCUACAACAGCAGAGGUUCCACAAUCCCUAAAGAAGGAGCUUUCUGGUGUUUGCAGGGCGUGCUUCUCUGCAGAUGCAGUGAACAAGCAUGUUGACUUUGUGAGAGAGUACAAGCAGGAUUUUGAAAGAGAUCUUGAUCCAGAAAGUACAGCUACUUUCCCUGCUACCCUCUCUGAGCUGACUGAAAGAUUGAAACAUUGGAAAAAUGUUCUCCAGAGCAAUGUUGAAGGCAGGUUUCCAGCCAUGUUAAAAUUGGAAGAGGAAAGCAGGGUUUGCGUGAUUUCCAUGUGGUUGAUGUAGAGAUUCCUGGACAGUAUUUUGGUGAUCAGGAAAUUGCACCGGACCAUUCCAUUAAGCUAGAUAGGGUUGGAUCUGAUAUACCAAUAGUGCGAAGGCAUGGAAGUAGUUUUCGUCAUUUGACCUUGAUAGGCUCUGGUGGCUCUCAACGACAUUUCAUUGUUCAGACAUCUUUGACCCCAAAUGCUAGGAGUGAUGAAAGAAUAUUACAGCUUUUCAGGAUGAUGAACCAAAUGUUUGAUAAGCACAAGGAAUCAAGACGACGCCACAUAUGCAUUCACACACCAAUUAUUAUUCCUGUUUGGUCACAGGUUCGAAUGGUUGAAGAUGAUCUGAUGUACAGCACCUUCCUUGAGGUGUAUGAGAACCAUUGUUCUAGGAAUGAUCGAGAGGCUGAUCAACCUAUUGCCUAUUUCAAGGAGCAGUUAAACCAAGCUAUAUCAGGCCAAAUCUCACCUGAAGCUGUUGUAGAUCUGCGUCUCCAAGCUUAUAAUGAUAUAACAAAGAAUUGUGACUGAGAGCAUUUUUUCGCAGUGCAUGUACAAGACACUGCUGAGUGGUAAUCAUAUGUGGGCUUUCAAAAAGCAAUUUGCCAUACAGUUGGCCCUUUCAAGUUUCAUGUCUUUUAUGCUACAAAUUGGAGGAAGGUCUCCAAACAAGAUUUUGUUUGCUAAGAACACUGGGAAAAUAUUCCAGACAGAUUUUCACCCAGCUUAUGACGCAAAUGGAAUGAUAGAGUUUAAUGAACCAGUGCCUUUCCGUCUGACAAGGAACAUGCAAUCAUUUUUCUCCCAUUUUGGUGUGGAAGGCCUCAUUGUGUCCGCAAUGUGCGCUGCAGCACAGGCUGUGGUUUCAUCCAAACAAAGCCAGCAUUUAUGGUAUCAAUUAGCCAUGUUUUUCCGUGACGAGUUGCUAUCAUGGUCUUGGAGAAGACCACUCGGGAUGCCUGUGCCCCCAGUUGGAGGAAGCAGUUUGAACCCUGUUGAUUUCAAACACAAGGUUAGCACCAAUGUGGAGAAUGUUAUCGGCCGGAUCAAUGAAAUCGCGCCUCAUUAUUCUGAAGAGGAAGAGGAUGCCAUGGAGUCACCCCAAUCAGCGCAGAGGGGCGUCAAUGAGUUGGUUGAAGCUGCUUUGACCCCCAGAAACUUGUGUAUGAUGGAUCCAACAUGGCAUCCCUGGUUCUGAUUGUAAGUUAUCAAUUACUUUUGCCAUGGAUAUUGGAUGUGAUAACGAAAUUUUUUAUACACGAAUCCAAGGCUAGUUGUGCAUGAUCCGUCCCCUCACACAACACCCCUCCGCGAUAGCAUGAACUAAUUUGUGGAAAUGAAUGCAUAUUAAAUGAAAUAAGCAUUGUCUAAGUA
Molecule: messenger RNA, 5396 nt
Organism: Mangifera indica (mango)
Lineage: Eukaryota; Viridiplantae; Streptophyta; Magnoliopsida; Sapindales; Anacardiaceae
Product: transcription-associated protein 1-like
Exons: 13
Coding region: 195-3833 (1212 amino acids)
Biological process (GO): DNA repair; regulation of DNA-templated transcription
Cellular component (GO): nucleus; SAGA complex; NuA4 histone acetyltransferase complex
Molecular function (GO): protein binding; transcription coregulator activity
Source: RefSeq, a predicted model, not a curated record